ACACAGGGUACCUACACUUCAUGGUGUUCCCUUACAACACCCCCCCCGGGGGGGGGGUGUCGGCCGGACCCCUUUCUCUAAUUGUCUCCGUGGCCUGUAUGGAGGAACAUCUAGUUUGUUCAGGCCUAUCUCGUCACGUGACUCACCCCCUUCCACUGGCGGCUACUGCAUCGCUGUCCUCCGGCAGCUACUGUGAAAGUUUUUGAGUGCCCUGCUAACGGUUAUAAAAAGCUCUUGCUUCAAGGGUCAGCCAUCAGGGGGAUUCUACUUUCUGUGCUUCACCUCCCGGGGUUUGUGCACUUGCCUAACUUUGAAUGGCCGGAUCCCUUGUUCCCCACAAUGGCUUUGGUACUAAGACCUGGCGUGGGAAUCAAGGUGAAAUAGUAUUUGCUAAGUCCUUCAUUACGCUUCAUCGAGUCUUUACUAAAGGGCACGGAAGAAGUAGUGAAGACCUCUGGGCUAAGGACCCCUUUACUCCCUUAGCUCCCCAGGACUCCUUCCCACAUUGCUUCCCAGGAAUUCUCCAUCCACGUGGCCUGCUCUCAAAGACAGAGCAUGGAGUUGGAGAGGAUCGUCAGUUCAGCCCUCUUUGCCUUCGUUCAGACACACCUCCCAGAGGCAGACCUCAGUGGCUUGGAUGAGGUCAUCUUCUCCUAUGUGCUUGGGGUCCUGGAGGACCUGGGCCCCUCAGGGCCAUCAGAGGAGAACUUUGAUAUGGAGGCUUUCAUUGAGAUGAUGGAGGCUUAUGUGCCUGGCUUUGCCCACAUCCACAGGGGUAUAAUAGAAGACAUGGUGCAGACGCUCUCGGUGCAGCUGAGCAGUGCUAGGAACAAAGAGAACCUGCACCCACAGAGCUCCUGUGUCCAAGGUCAUGUGCCUAUUUUUCCAGAGACCCCGAGGCGACCUGAAAAGCUCAAGGAAGAGAGCAGGCCUCCUGCUGCUACUGGGAACACCCAAGAUGAGGCAGCUGCUGCUGAGGAAGAACAGCCAGGAGUAGACGUACUCUUGGAGGUGUUCCCUACCUGUUCUAUGGAGCAGGCCCAGUGGGUGCUGGCCAAAGCUCGGGGGAACCUGGAAGAAGCUGUGCAGAUGCUGAUAGAGGGCAAGGAAGAGGGGCCUCCAGGCUGGGGUGGCCCAAAUCAGGAUUUACCCAGACGCCUCAGAGGCCCCCGGAAGGAGGAGUUGAAGUCUUUCAUCCUUCAGAAGUACAUGAUGGUGGACAGGGCAGAGGACCAGAAGACUCACCGACCUAUGGCUCCCAAGGAGGCCCCCAAGAAGCUGAUCCGAUACAUUGACAACCAAGUAGUGAGCACCAAAGGAGAGCGGUUCAAAGACGUACGGAACCCCGAAACUGAGGAGAUGAAGGCCACAUACAUCAACCUCAAGCCAGCCAGAAAGUACCGCUUCCACUGAGGCACUGGCUGGACUCUGCCAGGCAUCACAGAUCCCAGAGGGAUGCAGAAACCUUCCCGUCCACCCUACCCCUUCUCUAUGCCUUUGCUCUAGUGUUAAUCUAUUCUUGGAGCUUCCUUCAACAGCACAGUAAAGGUUGUCUAAGGAAGGUGUA
Molecule: messenger RNA, 1567 nt
Organism: Rattus rattus (black rat)
Lineage: Eukaryota; Metazoa; Chordata; Mammalia; Rodentia; Muridae
Gene: Cuedc2
Product: CUE domain containing 2
Exons: 9
Coding region: 556-1413 (285 amino acids)
Molecular function (GO): ubiquitin binding
Source: RefSeq, a predicted model, not a curated record